This is a messenger RNA of Phycodurus eques (leafy seadragon), 2002 nucleotides long. RefSeq names its product gasdermin Eb (gene gsdmeb). Lineage: Eukaryota; Metazoa; Chordata; Actinopteri; Syngnathiformes; Syngnathidae. The transcript is spliced from 10 exons. Gene Ontology annotation, biological process: programmed cell death. The record is from RefSeq and is a predicted model, not a curated record. Gene Ontology annotation, cellular component: cytoplasm. The coding region runs from base 184 to 1605 and encodes 473 amino acids.
UCUUGUGGCUGACUUGACGGUUCUUUGCGUGUUCUCAGUGACUUUCUUCGGGGGGAAAAAAGUCCCUCGACUGCUUCGUCGACAUAACGACGGCUUGGUAAAAACAAAACAAAACAAAAAACGGAGGUGGCGAGCGUGCGGGUGAACGAGAGCCGUCUCGCUGAACUCCUUCCGCCCGCGGAGAUGUUCGCCACAGCCACCAGGAACUUUGUGGAGGAGGUGGACGAGCGCGGAGGUUUGCUGAUCCCGAUGAGAAGCCUCAACGACUCCGUCUCGCUGCUCACUGUGGUGGUGAGCCAGAAACGCUUCUGGUUCUGGCAGAAGCCCAAACACAUGCCCACCGACUUCACCCUCAACGACGUCCUCACAGGAAACGCGCCUAUCACGCCAGUUUUAAUCGAGACAGACUUCAUCAAAUACAAUGGGACCUACGGCGACAGCAUCCACGGGACAGCGGAUGCCACAUUCAUCCAUUCCAACGUGAGCGUGGAGGGCAAAGAGUCUUCCAAACUCCAGUUGUUAUUCGGCAGUUUGAAGAAAGACGAAGUGGAUGUGCGCAAGCUGCUGCAAGACUCUAAAAACAGGGUGCUGGACAUGUCCCACCGUCUGAUCCAGCAGACCAAGAAGAAGCGUCAGGUGUUCGGCGUGGUCAAGGAGCGCAUCGUGACCAGCCAGCCUUGUAGCGUCAUCGAGGAGGUACAGCAGGCGGAGCAGUGCACUGGGGCACUCAGCCUCUGCGGGCCCAAGAGUCCAAAGGUUUCACUGAAGGACAACGGCAGCCUGAGCAAAGACAGCAACGUUACCAUGGAGAUUCCCACUAACACCACGCUGGCCUACGCCCUCAUUGAGCUCGAGGUGAAGCACGAUGGUCGCUACGAGCUGUGUCUGAUGUCAAACAAGGGGGGCUUCGAGGUGGACAGCCCCACUCAAAAAGGACUGGCGGGUGUCACCGGAGCGCCUGUUCAAAACAACCCUGAUGUCAGCCAUCUUGCACGAGAGCUGGAGAAUCUGCAUGCUCAUUUCCAGCUGCUGUCAGCUCUUCCCGCCUGCGGCAGGUCUUCGCUGCUCAAGAACAUCACAGCUGUCAUGGAGGACAGAGCAGCUCUCAGUGCUCUUCAGAGUGUGCUGGACCAGAUGCUCCUGGAUAAGAGCGCAAACAUGGCCGAUGUUUCAGAGGCGCACAAACAAUGCAUCCAGCCUGUUGUGGAUGUGCUGGAGGAGUCGGAAUGCGGCUCAGCAGCACAGACGGAGCGCUCGGCGUCGGUCCUCAGUGCGCUUCACCUCAUUACGAGUGCCUUGGAUGAACUGACUUGCGAUAGUCUCGCUGCGCUGAGAGUCUGCAGCAGUCCUGAUGUGUUAAAAAUCAUGGAGCUUCUGGUACAGUGCUUGUUAGGAAGCGGGGCUUCGCCGGCGAGCGGCGCGGACCUCGCCGCGCUGCCGGAGGUCAUCUUGCGGAACGUGGAACAUCUUUUCGCCGCCUCUGACGUGAACCUGGAGAGAGACGCGGCCAGGGUCCGAAUAAACCAGCUGCGGCAACCAGCAAACCGCCCACUCAUCUUGUGUAUCGCUCUCAGAGGCCUCCACUCUCUGGCCCACUGUGUUUAACUAACAGGUGCUUUUUCAGUGAAGCGCAAUCAUCCAAAAUGUAUUGUCAAGGAAAAGCACCCAAUAAGCUCCCCAAAGGCCAUAACCACUUUUUAUAUUGUAUUAUGGUGCAAUUGAUUUUUACCUGAUUUUUAUGAGUCAAUGUGCUUCUCUUUUGUCAUUUUCUAAUGAAGCACUAUUGAUUUCUGUGUCGAACGUUUCUACAUUUUUAAACACUUUAGCACUACUGUCUGAAAAUAUGAAAAAUAUAUUACCUUUGUUGUUCAAACUGUGAGCCUUUUUUUGGCACACACAUUUUUUUUUAAAUGCAUGCUUUAUUCGUUCAAUGUGCAUUGUGAACCUGUUCAGAUCUUUAUAGUCCUUUUUGCUGAUAAGUUUUUAAAAAUAAAACUGAUAC